Molecule: messenger RNA, 876 nt
Organism: Momordica charantia (bitter melon)
Lineage: Eukaryota; Viridiplantae; Streptophyta; Magnoliopsida; Cucurbitales; Cucurbitaceae
Source: RefSeq, a predicted model, not a curated record
AUGGCCGAUCUGUCGCCAAAACCGGUGUUUAAUGGUUUGACGUUAGAGACGGCAAUCUCAGUUACAAAAUCGAUACUGCUGUUUGUUGGGCUUGUAUCCACUGUAAUUUUGUUCAAAGUGGCUAUAAUUCCAAAAUUAGUGAGUCUUCUCAUCACGACUCCUCCUCGCUUAUGGGUCUCCUUCGGAUUCUGGCUCUCUCCACCCUACGUCUUCUUCGUCUUCAAUUUCAUCAUCGUCGCCGUCGCUGCCUCCUCCGCCUUCCGCCGCCAAAAAGACCCACCCGACGGUAAUUACACCCCCAUUUCUCAUCCAUCCACUCCCUAUAAAUCGAUGCACGAGGACCAAAAUUUUUCGAUCACUGCUCGCUCCAGAGAAAUCUGGAAUAAUGGGAUCUUGCACGAGGACGAUCAGAACGAACGUGGGAAAGAAGAAGAAGGGAAGCCGGUGAAAUGGGAUUUUUCGACCGGAAAAGUCGAUGACCCGUUGGCGGAGAAGUUGUGCGCAUAUUCCGGCGAGAAGGUGGAGGAGGAGGAGGAUGACGGCGAGUCGCUAGACGCGACGUGGAAGGCCAUAAUGGAAAGGCAAGGGAAGCAGACGGCGCAGCUGAAGAAGAGCCAGACAUGGGACUCCCCACCACGUUUAAUUAGAGCCGUGGCGGACGGCGGCGAGGAGGACGCCGCGGCGUGGGCCCGGAAUGAGGUGAAAAAGUCGGAGAUGUUCAAGCAAACACUGUCGUUCCGGAGAAGGAUAUCGAUGAGUUCGGAGGAAUUGAAGAGCCGGGCAGAGGCGUUCAUAGAGAUGGUAAACAGGAACAUUCGCUUACAGAGGCAAGAAUCAGAGCAACGCUUCCUGCAGGCACUUAAACGCAGCGUUUAG